CGACGCUCCGUCCUGCUCUUGAAGGCAGCACGGCCCCGCCCCCUCCCUCCCCCGCCGCGCUGUGAUUGGCCGGCGCGGCCGUCAGUCGCGGAGUGGGCGGGCCCCGGGCGGCCGUGUGUGCCGUGCUGUAGCUGGGGGAAGGACAGCUGCUCUCGGCGGCGGAGGAACGGAGAGGAACGGGGGGAAGGAAAACUCCACAAUGCGUUAGCCACGGGCAAUGGCUGUUCCCUAACCCGCCGUCUACUUCACUCUCCGCGGCGCUCCGAGAGAACCAUGGCGUGAGGACUACGAGCCGCGCGGAGGAAAAAUAAGUGCGAAAGUGUGGGGAGUUACUCGUCGCGGCGGACUCUGCUGCCGCUGCCUGGAAGUUUUCUCUUGUUUUCCCGUCGGGGGGCCCCGACGGUGGCUGCAGCGGCGGAGGCGGCGGCGGCGGCGGCGGCUCCGGCUCCGGCUCCGGCGGCUCCUCUCACCCCGGAGCGGUGUCCCGGUCUGCCCAGCCCCAUGCAAAACCUCACGGCCCCUGGCGGCCCCGGCAACUCCAAUGUCACCUGCUCCUGCAACUGCACCGCUUCCCAGCCACAGGGAAUGGAGAUAUCUGAACUGGAGUUUGUUCAGAUCGUCAUCAUCAUCGUGGUGAUGACGGUGAUGGUGGUGGUGAUCAUCUGCCUGCUCAACCACUACAAGCUCUCCACCUGGUCCUUCAUCACGAGGCAGAGCCAGGCCCGCAGGCACGAGCAUGCCCUCCAGCAGGACGGGUGUCUGUGGCCUUCGGACGGUGGCUCUCGACAAGGUGCCUCGGAGGUCCUCUACGCCCCCCAGGCCCGGGACCGCUUCACCGCCCCCUCCUUCAUGCAGCGCGACCGCUUCAGCCGCUUCCAGCCCACCUACCCGUACCUGCAGCACCAGAUCGACCUGCCGCCCACCAUCUCGCUGUCGGACGGCGAGGAGCCGCCGCCGUACCAGGGCCCCUGCACCCUGCAGCUGCGCGACCCCGAGCAGCAGAUGGAGCUCAACCGCGAGUCGGUGCGGGCGCCGCCCAACCGGACCAUCUACGACAGUGACUUGAUCGACAUGGGAGGGGGCGGGGGCCUGGCGGGGGUGGGCGGCGGCGGCGGAGGAGUGGGGGGGGGCGUCGGAGGCGGGAUGGGGGGCGCCGGCCCGAGGCCGCCCAGCAGCAACUCGGGCAUCAGCGCGGCGAACUCCAGCAGCCACGGGCGCAUGGAGGGGCCCCCGCCGGCGUACAGCGAGGUGAUGGGCCACUACCCCGGAUCAGCGUUCUUUCUACACCAGCACAGCAAUAACCAGAGGGCGGGGCGGCCGGGGGGGCCGGCGGCGCCGGGGGGGCCGGCGAGCAGGACGAUCCAGCAGCAGAGCCAAUCAGAAAGCACAAUUGUACCUGCCAAGGCCAAGGACGGCCAACCAGAGGACCUGGUGUGAAGAAAGGAGGCGGGGCCACCCCGCCCCGCCCCCAGACUGUCUCUUUUAACCCCGCCCCCCUCCUGGAUGACCAGUAAGCAGCGGUCUGUCUAACUCGCUCUCUCUUCUCUGUCCGUCUCGUCCUCACUCCCCACGCACAAAGUAAUGUCCGCCGCUACAAAGAGACAGACUUCAGACAGGACGUUCGCUCUGCACCCCCCCUCUGCCCCCUCCCCCAGAAACAAACACACCGCUAGCACAGAUUGAAUCUCUCUCUCUCUCGCUCGGCCCUCCCUCUCCUCGGGCGACAGCACCGUCCCCAGGAACGUCUUUUCUUCUUCUUCUUCUCCUUCUUCUUCUUUUUGGUUUGUUGUUUUUGGACCGGGAUCUGUGCACAAAAAGCGAGGACUGAGAAUCAAGGACUUUGCAGAGAACACAACAAAACAAAAAACUCACAAAACCCAAAAUCUUUAGUGCCAAGGUUCAGGAGGAAGCGGGACUGAGGGGGAAGCAGCGACUCGCUCAACAUUCAACACACACAAGAAAAGUUAUCCAAAAGUUGCACUAUUUUUUGUUGUUAAAGAGAAGAGGGAAACGAUGUUAUGUGACGAUGAUGAUGAUGUUCUUUUGUUUUUGUUUUUUUUCCCCUGUUUCAUUUAGUUUUUUGUUUUUGUUUUGUUUUUCCUCCUUUGGUCCUCUCAUGAACGGGAUGGUUGACUGACUGAACUUUGGCUCCACAGUUAUUUAAACAUUUUGGAGCAAAAAAACAAAACAAGUAUUAUAAGCUUAUAUCCUUUUUUUUUUAUUAUUAUUACUAUUAUCAGAAAAACCGCAAGAAAUACUCGUACCCAGCCUACUACAUUUCAGUCUGCUUACACCUGGGGCACAGUGAGACUUAGUAAGAGGAUAACCUUGUACCGCUUCACGUCUGCUCACUCCCGCCUCCGGAGGGGGGGAAUCGGCCCGGCGACCGGCUGCUGAAUCCUCCUCACAUCGCCUGCUCCGAUGUGGAGAGGAUUCAGAGUCUGGAAGCAAAACGAAGCCCCACAAAGAACCCGAGAACAUAUCGAAGAGUCCGGCCAGCCGCGGCUCCGAGCCCAUUCCUCCUCCUCCAGACCAGAGGCCCAAUAAAGAGAUGGACGACUCUGCUCGCCGGCGCCGCUCGGCUUACAGCUACACUAGCAUCAUAAAGUCUGCCUUACGGUAGAAACCUUCAUGUUUGGUUUGAAGCUUGACUGAGGGAAACUUCAGUAGCUAAGCUAGCUGAUGUUUUGUAAUGUUUUCCAGAAGACUUUAUGACAUUUUCAUCAAAUUUUAAUCAAUGACUUUAAACAGACGAGCAGGUUAUGGAGGAAAAGAUGUUCGUCUGGCGCUGCUCUCUGCUGCUAAUGUUAGCACUUGAAUUGGCCACCAGGGGGAGCCGGAGAGGUUAAAGCCAAAUGAAGCACUAAAAUGAGAAACAACAAGCAUCUUCAGAAUUAUUCGUUCACUUCGGUAACUUUAAGGAAGUAGUUUUUUUUUAGUGAGCGUUCCCUCAGCCGGCCACCAGGGGGCGAUCGUCCAUCUUUUUAUACAGACCUCUGAGCGCCUGACCUCUCCUCUCUGCAUACCUCCACCCCCCCACCUCCACCCUCCCCUCGUCUCGACAUGCUCGGUGCAUCCUGCCAACAGCCACACCCCGCCCAACAACCCCGCUGCCAUGACGACCACACCCAACACACACACACACACACACACACACACACACACACACUCACUCACACACACACAACAAACUAAACUAAACUAAACUGAACAGCAAGCGAGGCUCAGCGCUCCGUCGUCGUUCCUCUGGCGCCACAGGGAGCUCGGAGGCGGAGCGCGGCCUCCGUCAGCCCCGGCAGCACAGCGCUGCGGUCUGGAGGGGAGUGUGUGUGCGGUCCAGGUCAAAGGGCUACUGGGAGGCUCCUUCUUUUGUAAAACGACCUUUUUGAAAAUCUCGCCUUUUUCUCUGCUCAUCGUUGCCUUCUCCUCUGCUCGUGCGCUCUCCCUCCGUCUCGCUCUUCUCGUUAGCGCCUGUCGCCGCCCACCCCGCCCCUCCACCCCGCCCCGCCCCGCCCCCUCCGCCACCCAUCGCCUGCUCUCUAAGCCCCUCCUCCUCCACCCGUGUGCUGGAAAACAGCGCGAUCGAACCCCGCGGAGUCCGCCAAGCCCUUUAAAGUGGAGACAGGAGUGGAGCCCCCUCAUUCGACAGUGUGCUAGUGCUAGCCCGCUUCUCGCUCCGUGUGUGUGUGUGUGUCUGUGUGUGUGUGUGUCUGUGUGUGUGUGUGUGUGUGUGUGUGUGCUGGUCAGUCCUCUCCAACAACACAGGAAAGCACUUAAACGCUCCCUGCAGGUGUGUUGUGUCUGGAGGGAUUUAUUAACGCCGAGUUUAGAGAUGCCGGUUGCUUCAUCCGCCCGUCUGUCCGUAUGAACGCCCCCAUCAGGCCUCCUCGGGCGUCCAGCGCAGCGUCGGCUGGAUAGACCGCCAGGUUUAGACCAGGCUCACUUCCUGUCUCUCCACGGAACACCAAGACCGGGAGGUUACUCCAUGUUCUUCUGUCUGUCUCUCAGACAUGAUCCCCAUGAAUAUUCUGAUGUAGUUAUAAUCUUAGGUUCCUUUAUAAGUCGUUUCAAACCGUCAUCAGCUCUGAUCUGACGUCAGAUUAACAGCUACCGACGACUGCAGGAAGGAACAUGAAGCAGAUGUCCUCUAAGUUCUGGUUCAGUCUGUGGAGCUCCCGGCCCUGCUCCUCCUGGGUCGUACCUGGACUCCUGAGCGCCGCAGCUUGGCUCACAUUUCUACAGGAAAAUGUAAAAUUGGUGGUGAGAAUCGAACCAUCCACAGAUCAUUCUGCACUCAUGUUCCGUGUGACUGAGUCUAAUGCGACGGUGUGAUUUGACAUUACGACACACACCUCGACCCCUGGGUUGGCCUCUGAGGACAGAGAGAACAGCAGAGCUCCUGAGGGCUUGUCUUCACUGGAGUCCUGCCCGUGGAGGAGACUACAUCCUGGAACACAUUGCCAAAUCGAGCCUCGUAGAGAUCUGCUGCAGCCUGAAGCAGCGUCAACCACGGAUGGUGUUCAGUCCGAACCUCCGCCCAGGAACCCAGCUCCACCCCACCCCUCCUCCGAGUGUCUGAAUGUGUGUUCCCACUCUGUGUGUGUGUGCGCGUGCGUGCGUGUGUGUGUUACUACAUUGCUGCUACUGCUGUUGCUGCUACUGCUACUAUUGUUGCUACUGCUGCUUGUCAUGCCCCCACCCACCCCCACCCCCGGCUGUCCAUCCAGUCCCCUGACCCUCGCCCCACAACCCGGACGAUCGCUCGUGUCUGUAAAGAGUCGACCUGCUGGAGCCUCCGACUGCAGGGUUCCCGGUUUGAAUCCCGCUCCCCGGCCCUCCGCCUCCGCCCCCCCCCGCCCCCGCCCCCCAGCUCGCUCUGUCUGCGCAGUCAUGGCUCGUGCAAUGGAGGAUCUAAAAGAUGAACUUUAUGUUUUCUACAAGGAGGUUUGCAUGUUACUACUACGUGAGUAAAUAAGGUGCCUAACGUUCAUGUUUGAGCCGACCACACGUCGGGCCGGACCGCUGGUCGGAAUCCAGGCGACGGGCCGGGGGGGGGCGCCGUCCCACCGGGCACAGUAGAACACAAGUACACGGGGAGGUUUACGCUUUGCUAGGGUUUUUUUGUUUUUUCUUUUUUGCCGACAGUGUUUUGGAGCUUGGGAUCCGACAGUGAAGCGUGUAGCCGCUCAGUCCCGGGAGCUCGCCACAAGCCCCUCCCCCUUCCCGGAGAAAAGCGUCCAGACUGCGAUUCCGAGCAGCGGUGUGACUCCGAGUGUGGAGCAGACAUAGGAACCGUUCCACUUGCACUCAAAAAGCUCCCACCUUCGUUGUGCCUCACUUCCAACGGUGCUUUUUUCAGUAGUCUCUCUCUCUUUCUGUUUGUUUGUAAGGUGCUGUAUAUAACUUGAAUAUAUUAUGCACAUAUCCUACCCAAUGGGUAGAAAACCACAAAAAGAUGUUGUGAAUAAUGUAAUAUAAUGUAUAGACAAUAUAAGAAUUUUAAGAAGGCAGCAUCAAAUUUGUAAAUGCCUACAGUUAAAAACGAAAAUGUGCUUUUGUCUUUUUUUUAAAUGAGAAAACAUGGUUUGCAAAGUACGCUUAGAAUAUGGUUGCAACACAAAUACAAAUUACUACUUAUAAUAUUUUGCUAUAAAUAAUAGUCUGUUAUGAUAAGGAUGAGAUAACCUCUGUUCAGAAAAGAUACUCACCUUUAUUGGACUCCUGUCAUUCACCUACCGGCCGGUGUCUUUUUUUAAACUUUUUUUUAUAUAUGUUUUUUUUUUCUUUCUUUUGUCCUCUUCGACCACGGUUAACUAACAAAUGUAUAGUUCUAUUACGCAAGUCUUUUAAGAAGAACAUAUAUCAUGCAUCACUCUGUUUGUCUUCGGCCGACGGUCGCUGGUAUGACUCGCCGUUCGCUCUC
This is a messenger RNA of Salarias fasciatus (jewelled blenny), 5923 nucleotides long. Its product is annotated as low-density lipoprotein receptor class A domain-containing protein 4-like. Lineage: Eukaryota; Metazoa; Chordata; Actinopteri; Blenniiformes; Blenniidae. Gene Ontology annotation, cellular component: early endosome membrane; Golgi membrane. Gene Ontology annotation, biological process: negative regulation of transforming growth factor beta receptor signaling pathway. The coding region runs from base 502 to 1437 and encodes 311 amino acids. The transcript is spliced from 4 exons. The record is from RefSeq and is a predicted model, not a curated record. Gene Ontology annotation, molecular function: R-SMAD binding.